This is a messenger RNA of Callorhinchus milii (elephant shark), 855 nucleotides long. RefSeq names its product fatty acid-binding protein 1, liver. Gene Ontology annotation, cellular component: nucleus; cytosol. Gene Ontology annotation, molecular function: fatty acid binding. The coding region runs from base 94 to 504 and encodes 136 amino acids. The transcript has 4 exons. The record is from RefSeq and is a predicted model, not a curated record. Gene Ontology annotation, biological process: fatty acid transport. Lineage: Eukaryota; Metazoa; Chordata; Chondrichthyes; Chimaeriformes; Callorhinchidae.
GAAUUUACUUAUAAAAUAGUUACAAUAAAUCCUUUGAUUUAUAUUUUGACAUGUGAAUGUAAGUUCUCUCUCUGGACAGACAGCACAUCUACUAUGGAUUUCUCUGGCCAAUAUGAGCUCCAAAGCCAGGAGAAUGCUGUACCAUUCAUGAAGGCCAUGGGACUCUCAGAUGAGAUGAUUGGGAAAGUCAAGGACCUCAAAAGUACAACUAAAAUUGUCCAAACUGGACAAGAUAUCCUAGUUGCCAUCCAUACUGGCAGUCAAGUCCUUGUCAAUGAAUUUACCCUUGGGAAAGAGAUGAAUAUGGAAACUCCAACAGGAGACACAGUCAAGGCUAUGAUGAAACUCGAAGGUGACAAUAAACUAGUUGUCACCACAGCAGCCAUUACUUCUGUUGCAGAAUUAGUUGAGGAUCGGCUGAUUAAUACAAUAACUUUUCAAGGCAUCGUUUACAAGAGAAUAAGCAAGAAGGUUAUAGACCCUGUUUCAGAGAAUGGCCAAUAGCUUAUUACCAAGGGGUGGGGUGGGUGGGUUGGAGAAGAAAAGAAAGAUGCCAAUAUUGUAAUAAAUAAAGUGUUAAAUCCACUUAUUGCACGAUGUGAUUAUUUCAGUAGUAGGCUGAUAAAAUCUACAUUACGUGCAUGAUCUGACCUUUACUUGUUUGGGUUGGAGGGCUUGCAGUUGUCCCAAUGCCCUUGAUGGGCUUCUUAUAUUGAUGUGCCCCUCCAUGGUGGGAUGGGUCACACAAUGGCUGACUUCCAUUGAACUAUAGGAAAGUCCACAGUAUAGAAAGAAGUCAUUUGACCCAUAACAAAAACAGAAGUUGCUGGGAACACUCAGCAGGUCAGGCAGCAU